Molecule: messenger RNA, 1367 nt
Organism: Pocillopora verrucosa
Lineage: Eukaryota; Metazoa; Cnidaria; Anthozoa; Scleractinia; Pocilloporidae
Product: leucine-rich repeat-containing protein 69
Molecular function (GO): protein binding
Source: RefSeq, a predicted model, not a curated record
AAUGGCGGACAGAAUUUUAUUGAACGCGACCAAAGGAAAACCUAAGUCCCUCAGCAUUUGUAACAAGAACUUACGGAACGUUCCACCAAUAAUUGGAAAAAUAACUUCCCUUAAAACCGUAGACCUGAAAAACAAUACCUUAACGGACCUUCCAGAUGAAUUUUCUUCUCUCAAACAGCUCGAAUCCUUAAACCUUGGGAACAACAAGUUAGAAGCUCUUCCAGAAGUCCUCUCUUUUUUAGCUGGCUUGCAGAAGCUACAUUUGUUUAAUAACAAGUUAAGAGAACUCAAUUCUGUUGUCCUCAGUGGGCUCCAAAAACUCACUUUUUUAAAUCUGAAUGGAAAUCAGCUGAAAACAUUGCCAAGUGAAAUAAACAGGUUGGUGUCAUUACAGUUUCUCAGUGUAGAUCACAAUGAGUUACUCAGUGUUCCUACAGAGAUUUGUCACUUGAUCAACCUCACAGAACUACAUCUUGCUGAUAAUCAGAUAUCAAGUCUUCCAGAAGACAUGGCGUUUCUUAGGAAUCUUACAAAACUCUAUGUGUACAAAAACUUUAUUGAAGAGUUGCCAGAGGGUUUAUCAAAGUGUACCCAGCUCAGAGUACUGGAUGUGUCUGCCAAUAGACUUAGAAUAUUCCCAGCUGAGUUGGCGCAUCUUCCCCUUAAGGAACUUUAUUGUGAAGAAAACAAUCUUUUGCAACAUAUUCCUGUUCACUCUCAACAAGAAGAUGAAGUUUUGACUCUGAAGGAGAUUACAGCUCGCUCAGUGUUGAAGGAUCUCAAAAAUGGGCGAUCGUUUGUAAAGCGUGCAAUACGCCAUUACCCAAAGGUACAGGAGAUGUUACAAUACGCCAGUGAAUGUGCAGUGUGUGGACAAUCUUUCCUUAAUACUUGGCUGGAGUGUGUACACUUUGUGGAUGCCCAUAAAAUUCUACGAACAAGAACAAAGACAGGAAUCAUUCCAGUACGAGGACUGUUAUGUUCUUACAAAUGUUUCAAUUCCGAAGGACAUGAUUAUUAUGGGAUUGCUUAUGUUGACACUUGAGGAUACACUUGGAGACAUCAAAGGUCGUGUAACACGACGAUAUAUUUGUGAAUAUGACUUCCAAAAAGCAUCUGCCUCCCCCCCUGAAAAUAUCGGCGUUACAUUCUUCGAACGCUUCAAUAGAGAUUUGAUUUUGAGGGUUUUACGAAAAUUCGUCCUCAUCUUAACGUUAACUUAAAAGUAACACGUACGAAGAACAUUCCUUGCGUUUUCCCAUCCUUUCUCGAGGUGACCUUCUUUUACUUUAAUCAAACUAUUCAAUCAAACUAUUUUGAACGCCCGCCAUCCUCUUUCGCUCAGCUGAACCUUGGCAGAUUUAUUU